AUGCAGAAGGAUAACGGAGUAGUCCCCUUUUUGGAAAGGCCAAAUGUAAAGGAAAUUAACAAAGACAUCGAAGAUAGCGGAUUGGUAUUAUGUCUCAUCCUUAGUGAAAAAGACUCCCCCUCACUUACCUCUCCAUCGAAUUACCUUCUGCAUGUCCAUAGGUACAUGUACCUAUCCAACAUAGUUCCUAAAUGUAUAGAAUAUUUUGGAUCGUUUGUUUUUCCCUUUUAUGGUAACAAAUUUGGGGUGUACUUUGAAUGCAUCCAAGGGAGGAGAAAAAGAAGAAGUACUCCUUUCCCUGUUCACCCAAAUGGGAAAGAACACCAGGAAACUUCUCCCGUAACAUGUCCCAUUAUUAAUAGCAGUACAUGCGAAGUGUCCUCCUGUGGAGAAGAUCCCAAUUGGAGAACCGAGGUUGACAAACCACUACAGGAGAGGAUCCUACUCGAUUGGAGACUUCCUAUAGGGGUACUGUUCGAUAUAUACUGCGAUGUGGAAGGGGAGGAUUGGAGUUUUCCAAGCUUAGAAGAGCAGCAAACAAACUGGAAGAGAUGCACCAAUGGGGAAUUAUUUCCUGACCAUGUUAGCGUUUUAGAGAUUACUCCAAAGGAGAUUAGUGAUUUACUUGGGGAAGCUGAGAGAGAGCAGACAGAGGGGGAAAAGCACUCAAGCAAAUUUCCGUUGAAUGAUGCCACAAAGGAUUCCCUCACUGGGGAGAAGCCAUGUAGCAGCGAUGAAGGCAAAACAAACGUGGGAGAGCCCCUCGUUAAACACUACCACAUGCGAAUGAACAAAAAAAUAAAUAGUGACUGGUACGAUCAGCAGUUCUUAAGCAUAGCGGAUAGGAACGUCCCAUGGAAGCUGGUUGUCCACUUUAAAGAUGAGGAAAACUACAAGGCACAUUUCGGAAGAGGGGGAGGAACCAAAGUGAAUUACGAUGGAAACAUCAACCUGUUGCCCUACAACACGUGCAUACCUCUGUAUAGAGGAUUUCACGACUUUGAGGAAUGCCUGAUCAGUCAGCUUAAAAAGGCGAACUACGUGUUUAACAAAAAUAACAGGGUGCUUCAGAUGUUGCCGCAACAAGUGGAAAACGAGUUACUGCAGAAUUUGAAACGGUUUGACGUGGAAAAUAUUUGUGCCCUGUAUAGGGAGCACAUCGAUUAUAAUAUGGUCCGUUUCGUGGAUCACUUUAACGCCAAGUGUGCGCAGGCACAGCAGAAUGGGCACAGCGGCGGCACCAGCGGGGAGAACAAUUCCGUGUGCGCCCUUAUGAAGGACGAAAAUGUGGUUAAAGAGGUGCCCAUAAUUAUACACAUUUAUGGACCCCCAUACAAUCAAGUGUUGACGAAGUGUCCUCUGUUCAAAAUUGCCCCCGCAGAAGGGACCGAAAAUACAGUCGACCGUUUUUUUGCCUACACGUUGGGGGACUUUCUGCACGAGCAGUUCCCUUCCUUUUUUAGGAAAAUAAAAAAAUGCGGAACAGAGGGGGGGGUAGCGGAUGACCCACAGGCUCACAGGACAAACGGUGAGAUUGGCGCAGAAGACCACCUUCCUCCAGACAACGCAGAGGCGGACGCGGUAUCAGCAACUGUAGCAGCCGUGCCAAGUGCGCCCCCCGACGGGGAAAGCAUUUUUUACUUUGUCGAAGACGAUUACUUAAUUUUCAGCCCCUAUAUGUUCAUAAUAAUCAACGGGAUUCAAAUUCCGCUGAAAACACCACUCUACUGGCUCGCCGCCAACUUUUCCCAAUUUGAUAAUUUCCUGCAUGUUAUUCUCCGUGUACCCCCCUACUGA
Messenger RNA from Plasmodium coatneyi, 1797 nucleotides. Its product is annotated as Autophagy protein 5. The record is from RefSeq and is a predicted model, not a curated record. Bases 1 to 1797 code for a protein of 598 amino acids. Gene Ontology annotation, cellular component: phagophore assembly site membrane; Atg12-Atg5-Atg16 complex; cytoplasm. Lineage: Eukaryota; Apicomplexa; Aconoidasida; Haemosporida; Plasmodiidae. The transcript has a single exon. Gene Ontology annotation, biological process: autophagosome assembly; autophagy of mitochondrion; nucleophagy.